AUGAAAAAUUUUAAUAACAAUUUUCUAUUGUUUAUUCUAGUGGUUAAAUUCUUUAAAGUUAUUGGACUCGCACCUUAUAAGCUUACUAUUUUACCUAAUCUGCAAAGUAAGUUAAAAGGGCAGCAAUUUUUGGGUCAGACUUCAUAUUCCCUACUAGGGUUAAUGUACAAUUUAGUUUUGACGUUGACGUCCAUACCAACUCUAUACUUUUGGUUACCCGAAGUUCGCAAGAAAACCGAGUCGAGUGAUACCGAAACGCAAAUGGAAGCAUGGAGAGAAUUUUUUUUCGGAGUUACUUCUCAUGGAACAUUUAUAAUAACUGUGCUAUUUUGUAUCGUAAAACAGAGAGUGUUCAUCAAAGUUAUCAACCGAUUGUUCCAAUUUGAAAAAGAAUUAACUGACACAUUGUACAACACAAAAAAUCUUCUAUCUGGAAAAUCGUUAUUAGUUAUCAUAUUUGCAACGCAUUUGUCGGCUACAGUUUUGAACAUCCUAACUGAAUUUAUUGCAGAGUCGAAAUCUAUUACAGCUCUUGAUACUAUACUUUUUAUAAUUCCUGAAUUUGUAAUUGGAAAUUUAGUCAUCCAAUAUGCACUAAUAUUAAUAUUCCUUGAAAACAGAUUUAAAGGAUUAAAUAAGUUACUUCUUUCAUUGGUUGAUACAAACUGCAAUGAAUCAAGAUGUCAGAAAUUUUUUAGAAUCAUGAGUGAUUCAUACGAAGACAAUGUUGUCAAAUUGAUUCGUUAUAUUCGAGACGCUCAGAGAAAUCUCUAUGAAAUAUCAGAUGAUUUUUCAAGUUGCUAUUCUUGGCCUAUGUUGCUAUCAAUCACGUACUUUGCUGCUGGUAUCAUUUAUAGUUCAUAUGAGUUAUUUCAAAACAUAACACAAUCUGAGACAAACAUAUUAGUUUCAAUCAAUUUGGCGUUGUGGGUUAUAAAAACUAUGAUACCGAUUGUAACACUGACUUGUUGUGUUACGAAAAUAAUUAAUGAGGUAACUUUAAAAUUUCUUAUUUUUCUCUUGGUAAAAAAGAGAUACCGUAAAAAAAAAUUUUUGAUACGACCAUAUAUGACUAUUAUUCAUAUAUAG
Messenger RNA from Cotesia congregata, 1089 nucleotides. The record is from the annotation of a GenBank genome assembly. Lineage: Eukaryota; Metazoa; Arthropoda; Insecta; Hymenoptera; Braconidae.